AUGGAUGAGAAGAAUUUGGAGAACCUGAAGAUCCAAUUGCAGCAGUUACACAAUGAUGCACACGAAUUUGUGCAGAGUAUUCCUCCAACGCAGCUCUACAGUGCUAUCGGCGUAGUCAUUUUCACUAUAUCGGUCUUCUUAAUCAUUCGUCUUUUCAAGCAUAGGGCUUCAAAUACUAUUGUGCUCACUGGGUUAAGUGGAAGUGGCAAAACGGUUCUUUUUUACCAGCUUCGGGAUGGCUCCUCCCAUCAGGGUACUGUGACAUCAAUGGAACCAAAUGAAGAAACAUUUGUACUACAUUCGGAGACAACUAAGAAGGGAAAAGUGAAGCCAGUCCACAUUGUAGAUGUUCCUGGGCACUCACGUCUUAGACCCAAACUAGAUGAGUUCUUGCCUCAUGCGGCUGGAAUAGUUUUUGUAGUGGAUGCUGUGGAAUUCUUACCUAAUGUUCGUGCUGCUUCAGAAUACCUCUAUGAUAUUUUGACAAAGGCUAGUGUCGUGAAGAGAAAGAUCCCUUUGCUACUCUUGUGCAACAAGGUAGACAAAGUUACAGCACAUACAAAAGAUUUCAUCAGAAAACAACUCGAGAAGGAAAUCGACAAGCUCCGUGCGUCAAGAAUAGCAUUAUCUUCAGCCGACAUUGCUAAUGAAUACUCACUGGGGGUACCUGGAGAAGCUUUUGCAUUUCAUCAGUGCCUCAACAAAAUCUCAGUCGCAGAAGCGUCUGGUUCAACUAGUGACAUCUCUCAGUUAGAGCAGUUUAUCAAGGAUUAUGUUAAAGCGUGA
Molecule: messenger RNA, 786 nt
Organism: Salvia hispanica
Lineage: Eukaryota; Viridiplantae; Streptophyta; Magnoliopsida; Lamiales; Lamiaceae
Biological process (GO): Golgi to plasma membrane protein transport; intracellular protein transport; protein localization to Golgi apparatus
Cellular component (GO): Golgi apparatus
Molecular function (GO): GTP binding; GTPase activity
Source: RefSeq, a predicted model, not a curated record